AGACUGCCCUAUUACUCAGCUCCAAUUCACAUACGUACCAGCUACCAGCCAGAUAAUUAAUAAGAACCAGUACCUAUACUGAGACAGCAGGAAUUGAGUUGGACCAUGAAGCUGCAGAUACCUAACCCGGGCCUGGAUGAUCGGAUCUUGAGCCAUGACCAGCUGGAAAAGCUGGAGAUUGAGGAAGCAGGGGAGAGGCCUCAAUGGGACAACAAAGCCCAAUAUAUGCUGACAUGUGUGGGCUUCUGUGUGGGGCUCGGUAACGUCUGGCGCUUCCCCUACCUGUGUCAGAGCCAUGGGGGAGGGGCCUUUAUGAUUCCUUUCCUGAUCCUGCUGGUGUUUGAAGGGGUUCCUCUUCUUCACCUAGAGUUCGCUAUUGGACAGCGCCUGAGGAAAGGCAGUGUGGGGGUCUGGAAGACCAUUAGCCCUUACAUGAUAGGAGUAGGAAUUGCGUCCAUGUGUGUGUCCCUGUUGGUCAGCCUCUACUACAAUACUAUAAUCGCCUGGGUCAUGUGGUACUUCUUUAACUCGUUCCAGGACCCGCUACCUUGGAGCCAGUGCCCCAUCAAUGCAAACAGAACAGGUAUGGUGUCAGAAUGUGAGAGGAGCUCCCCUGUGGAUUAUUUCUGGUACAGGAAGACCCUGGACAUAACUCCAACCAUAGACGAAUCAGGAGGACUGCAGUGGUGGAUGGUACUGUGUCUAAUUUCAGCCUGGGCUGUACUCUAUGUCUGCUGUGUCCGUGGAAUAGAGACCACUGGCAAGGCAGUAUAUGUGACCUCCACAUUACCCUAUGUGGUUCUCACCAUUUUCCUAAUCAGAGGACUUACUCUGAAAGGCUCCUUCGAGGGAAUUAAAUUUCUUUUUACACCAGAUCUCACUGAGUUAGCAAACCCAGCGACCUGGCUGGAUGCAGGCGCUCAAGUAUUCUAUUCCUUCUCUCUGGCGUUUGGUGGCCUCAUCUCCUUUUCCAGCUACAACUCAGUACAUAACAACUGUGAGCAGGAUGCUGUGAUCAUCUCCACCAUCAACGCCUUCACCUCAGUCUUUGCUGCCACUGUAAUCUACACCAUUAUCGGUUUCAGAGCCACGGAGAGAUAUGACGACUGUCUGGCAACAAACAUUAUGUCUUUGCUGAACACCUUUGACCUGCCAGAAGCAAACAUCACUGAAAGUAACUACGAUCAAGUUUUUAAAGAGCUUAAUACCACGUACCCCGAUGUCAUUCAGGGUCUAAAUCUUAAGACCUGUGACCUGAAUAAAUUCCUCAGUGAGGGUGUGGAGGGCACAGGCCUGGCCUUCAUUGUCUUCACAGAGGCCAUCACCAAGAUGCCCUUGUCUCCACUGUGGUCCGUCCUUUUCUUUGUCAUGCUCUUCUGCCUUGGCCUGUCCUCCAUGUUUGGAAACAUUGAAGGAGUCCUGGUGCCUUUGCAGGACUUAAAGGUCUUCCCCAAACACUGGCCUAAAGAAGUGACCUCAGGAUUGACCUGUGUGCUGUGUUGUCUUAUUGCGCUGAUAUUCGUCCAAGGGUCAGGGAAUUACUGGCUGGCGCUCUUUGACAAUUUCGCUGGUUCCAUCCCCCUACUCAUUAUUGCCUUCUGUGAGAUGGUUGGGGUGGUGUAUAUUUAUGGAAUAGAUAGGUUCAAUGAUGACCUGGUCUUCAUGAUCGGCCACAAGCCCAAUAUCUUCUGGCAGGCCACAUGGAGAGUUAUCAGCCCCCUCAUCAUGUUGGUCAUCUUCCUCUUCUAUUUUGUUACCACAGUCUCCAAGGAGCUCUUUUACAUCGCCUGGGACCCUGAAUCGCCAAACUUUCCUACUCUGGAGCAGAAGCCCUACUCAUCGUGGAUCUAUGUAAUAAUCUUUGUAUUGGCUGGGAUUCCUAGUCUUGCUGUACCUGGUGCUGCCAUUAUUAAGGCCAUACAGAAACGCUGCUGUAAAUGAAUGUUGGUGUCUAAAUAAAGAGCACCAUUCUUAAUUCAGUAAGCAAAUCUUAUGAAUGUGUCAGGGUGACAUAUAUAUUUUAAAAUUUUAUUUUUGG
Pangasianodon hypophthalmus (striped catfish) is the source of this 2038-nucleotide messenger RNA. It is a transcript of the gene slc6a19b, whose product is annotated as solute carrier family 6 member 19b. NCBI's taxonomy places the organism in Eukaryota, Metazoa, Chordata, Actinopteri, Siluriformes, Pangasiidae. Gene Ontology annotation, biological process: sodium ion transmembrane transport. The coding region runs from base 106 to 1941 and encodes 611 amino acids. The record is from RefSeq and is a predicted model, not a curated record. Gene Ontology annotation, cellular component: plasma membrane. The transcript is spliced from 12 exons.